Messenger RNA from Osmia lignaria (orchard mason bee), 2676 nucleotides. It is a transcript of the gene Mesh1, whose product is annotated as Metazoan SpoT homolog-1. NCBI's taxonomy places the organism in Eukaryota, Metazoa, Arthropoda, Insecta, Hymenoptera, Megachilidae. Gene Ontology annotation, molecular function: guanosine-3',5'-bis(diphosphate) 3'-diphosphatase activity. The record is from RefSeq and is a predicted model, not a curated record.
AAAAGGAACUUGUAUGAUUUUUGACUAAUUACAAAUGACUAAUUACUUCCUUCUUUUCAAAGUCGGUUAAAAAUAAAAUAAAAAGAAAGUCACAAAAUAUGGAAUUUAGAAAGAACGAAGUUGUUUGAUACGCAAUAGUAGAAAGAAAUCAACCCUGACGAAGAUAUUUCAAGCAGAGACGUUGUACAUUGGAAAGGCCAUGACUUUAUCCAUGACUCUGGUCAGACACCAGAUCUCGCUCUUGUCUACAGAACACAUCAUUUCUGCUUUUCAUUUGAUAGAAAUUCGCUACGUUGACUAACAAAUAUUUUUCUUAUAACAAUUUUCGAGAGGAAUUCAUUAUUGAAUAAAAGUAAAAAUUUGCAUAAAUGGAAGGUGGAUGGAAUGAGGUAGGGCGGUUCUCCAAACCGCAGCAACCUCCUCGUGGUGAGACCCCGUGGUGAAACAUAAAGAUCAGAAUCGCCAAAAAUCAUUAGAUGUUUCAUAGAAACUCAUAGAUGUUUCCUUUCGCAAAAAAGAGCUUACUUGCAAAAUUUGAUCUAACUUAGAGCAUAAUGGUUUUCCGAAGAACAGCCGAAGUUAGAUAUCCAUAGUUGGUAUAAUAGUCUCGCCUGUUUUACCAGUUCUUCUGUUACCAUACCUCAGUGGCACAAUUGCCUUAUCGACUACGGUAAAGUGAAGAAAUACUGAGAAGCUGAUAUAACCAAAAUACAAACGUAUUUCAAAUAAUUCAGAAGAUUGCAGAACAUUCAUGGAAAAUAAUAGCUGUGUACCAGUUUUCAAUAAUGAUCCCCUUACGGUAUUUGGAUCUUGUCCAUCAUGUUCCAGAAAAUUAAAUACUGAAGAAUUAUUAGCACUAAUAAUGCAGUGUGUCAAUUUUGCAGCAAUAAAACAUAAAAAUCAAAGAAGAAAAGAUUCAGAAGGAACACCAUAUGUAAACCACGUUAUAGGUGUUGCAAAUAUUUUAAUCCAAGAGGGUAAUGUUCAUGAUCCUGUUGUGAUUUUAUCAGCCUUGUUACAUGAUACAGUGGAAGAUACAAAUACCACAUUUGAAGAGAUAGAAGCACAAUUUGGUACUGAGGUUUGUAAUGUAGUUAAAGAAGUAACUGAUGAUAAAAGUUUGCCAAAACAAGAGCGUAAAAGAUUGCAAAUAGAAAAUGCUCCUAAAAACAGUCACAAAGCUAAAUUAGUUAAGCUAGCAGAUAAACUGUAUAAUCUAAGAGAUCUUGAAAAAAACCCUCCUGUUGGGUGGUCACCAGAGAGAAUAAAAGAAUAUUUCAAGUGGGCCAAAGCUGUGAUAGACGGAUGUCGUAAAACUAAUUCUAAUCUAGAAACGGAACUAGAUAAAAUAUAUGCAAAUCGAAUAGCUCGUGAUAGGGAAAGCUGUGGAUGUAAAAAAUCAGUUAUACCAUCAUGAUUUAUUAAACAAUAACUAAAAUUUAAUGAUUCCACAUAAAAAAGAUAAAAGUAUAUUUGAAACACUGAUACUGAGAUGACAAUAUACAAUGCUUAAAAAAAACCAAUGAAUAUUAUCAUUAAUAUUGCUUUCAGUAAAGUUCAGCAAGUUGUAUAAAAUGUAUGAAAAGUUGUUCAAAAAUUUGUAAAAAUAUUUAAUAUAUCUUAUAUACAAAUUAUUUUCAACAAAAUAAUAUUUGCAUCGGAUUACGCUGUAAAUCUUCUACUGUUUAUUAUAAUGUUUUUGAAAGAACCACUUCAUAUAUUCUGCUAGCUUCUCCGCCUCCUCUACACUAAUAGCAUUAUACAUUGUAGCUCGAAUUCCACCUACAGAUCUGUAAUUAAAUAUUUUUGCGUUCAAUCGCAGUUCUUACACUUUUUCCAUUCAUGAUGCUAUUUGAGUUUGCAACAUCGUUGUUCGUUUUUCAAGUUACACUGACCUGUGACCUUUCAACUGAAGCAUUCCGCGCGCGGACGCGCCGGAAAGAAAUUCUUUCUCAAGUUCCUCAUCGUUGUUUCCUAUUCUAAAUGGAAUGUUCAUCCUACUCCGUACAUUUGGCUGAACUGGACACGAGUAAAAACCUUUCGACUCGUUGAUCACUUCGUAUAUUUUCUGACUCUUUAUGAUAGCCAACUUUUCCAUAUUUUCAACACCGUCGUGUUCUUUGAUCCAUUUUAAAAUUAAUCCAACUGUGUAUAUUCUAAAAUGUAAAAUGAACGUUUCAACAAACAACUACUUUUUUGUACUUCAAUUAUAGUAAUAUUGUCGAGGAUACUUUUGACUCGUCUUUUUGUGUAUAUUCGUUUUAUCAUAACGCGUUUUUUAUCAGGGUUGCUUACUGAAAUACUGGUGGUGUAUUAUGCAAGGAGUUAUCAGCUGCCAUAACAGUGAAAUCCAGCACUGUGGGACAGACUUUCAUGGCAUGGCCAAGAACAUCGUCUCGUACUAUUACUAGCGUUACUCCAGCUGGACCAAUAUUUUUUUGAGCACCAGCGAAGAUUACUGCAAACUAAACAACACGUUAUCACUAGUUAUUGACUCGUCUUUCUUUCAUAUUAAACAGCCAUCAGAUCUGAUAUAACGUACUUUCGAAAUGUCUAGAGUUCUCGUGGCUAUAUUUGACGACAUGUCCGCAACUAGUGGUACUCCAUUUGUCUCGGGAAUGUAAUUGAACUCAAUUCCUUAAAUAAUUAAACAAAUAUAACCGUCGAAAAUCAAAA